AUGGACUACAACAACUACUCUGGUCACCAAUCCCAGCCUUACUCGCUCUAUGGCUUACCCACCCCCGACCAACAACCGCAGCCGCCCUCUGAUGAUGCUCUCGGCAACCCCUUCUCUCUGAAUUCUUAUAACCAAUAUUUUUCUGGAUUUGACCCCUCCGCCCGCCUCGACCCCUCCUCAUCCUUCGUCCCGCCGCCACAUUCACCGCCAGACUCCUUUACCAAAACCUCCGUGUCCAGCAAUGAUCCGAACAGUCACACGAGAGCGGGCCCAGCCUCAACCGAUGGCGAUGACAACCAAUUUGUUGACCCCGCCGUGGGUCGAAGUAGCAGUGAGGAGAAGGAGUCAAUGACCCCGGCGCAAACGAAACGCAAGGCGCAAAAUCGAGCAGCUCAACGAGCAUUCCGUGAACGCAAAGAGCGCCACGUGAAAGACCUUGAAGACAAGGUCACCAGUCUCGAGGAAUCAUCCACGACUCUUCAAGCCGAUAAUGAACGCCUGAAGCGGGAGCUCGCCAAAUUCGCGACAGAGAACGAGAUCCUGCGUGCUACUUCACACACCUUGAACGGUGGUAAUAACAACAAUGCUGCGAAAGAGCAAGCCGAGCCCACCGUCACCGGGCCAAUGAAAUACACUCCAACAGACUUCUUCUCCAGUCUUAACCCAAAAGGCUCAGGAUGGCAACGUCCGACCACCGGUACGACCAAUCCUCGGAGCCCACAGCGGCAUCGCAUUACCGUGUGCCAGGUCACUGGCGAAAAACUUCUCGAUGCUGGUGAAACAUGGGACUUUAUCCUGGGUCAUGAUUUGUUCAAGCGUGGCGAGGUGGACAUAGGUGAUGUUACUGAGCGACUGAAGGGAUUAGCACAAUGUGACGGCACAGGUCCUGCUUUUAGAGAGAGCCAAGUGUGUCGGGCCAUUGAGGAUAGUGCCGCAGAGCGGGAUGAGCUCAUCUGA
This is a messenger RNA of Penicillium argentinense, 957 nucleotides long. RefSeq names its product putative bZIP transcription factor (Fcr3) (gene rsmA). Gene Ontology annotation, cellular component: RNA polymerase II transcription regulator complex. Lineage: Eukaryota; Fungi; Ascomycota; Eurotiomycetes; Eurotiales; Aspergillaceae. The transcript has 3 exons. Gene Ontology annotation, molecular function: transcription cis-regulatory region binding; DNA-binding transcription activator activity, RNA polymerase II-specific. The record is from RefSeq and is a predicted model, not a curated record. Bases 1 to 957 code for a protein of 318 amino acids.